UUUGCACGUCACCAUCAGAGGACAAGGUUCAUUGCAAACACAAGACCGACGGCAGAAUCACCGAGAUCACGAGUACGAGAGAAGAAAUGUACAAUCAAGGGCCGACAAUCGGGAGAAUAAACCCCUCGUUCAAUGGCGCUCCAGAUAAGCAGGAUCCAUCGCAGAAGCCCCAGAUGGGUCAGCCUGCGCCACCACCAUACCAGGAACACCCUAGUGCCGGAUACCCGUCCCCAUCACCCUAUCCCACCGCUCCUGGAUAUCCCAGCCAGCCGUACGCAGCUCCUGGUGGCCCGCAGGGUCCGUAUGCCCAACAACAGCCGUAUGUCCUACAACAGCCAUAUCCCCAACAACAGCCAUAUCCAGGCAUGUCUGCAUAUCCACAAAGACCGUACGCAGGUCACACCGGGGUCACCGUUCAGCCCACUGUGUUCAUGACCUCCACAUCAGCGCCUGUGCAUGUGUCGGAUUACUUGUGCUACUCCAUCUUUACUCUGCUGUUCUGCUGUUUGCCUCUGGGAAUCGGUGCUGUCGUCCACUCGGCCGCUACUCGAAAUAAUAACAGAGCCGGACGGCAAGAUUUAGCGAUCAUGUCCUCCAGAACGGCGUUGGUCCUGAACAAUGUCGCACUCGCUAUCGGCCUCGCAACCUACACACUGGUCACUAUCAUCCUACUGUGGACGUAUGGCAUAUUCGACUAAACAGUUGCUGUAUUAUGAUUUUUUAUUUAAUGCUGCCCGAUUGAAAACUGUAUGACUAUCAAUGCACCGAGCACUUUUAAAACUACAUUUCAUUUAGCGCAAGUUUCUUUCAUUGUUUUAAACAUUUAAGAAAAAAAAGAGUGUUUUGGUUUUAAAUAUGUAUAUACAUAUAUGUGUGUGCAAUCUGUAUGAUUCAUAGCCCAAAAGAAAAGUUCUGAUUGUUCAUGAAAUACAUUGUUUCUGCUCAUCUAUUAAUAUAAAAUGUAUCAUUUCUAGCAAUACUAGCAAGUUUGAUCUGCUCGAUACGGCCAAGUUGUUAAAAGAAAUGUACACACAUUUGCGAACAGUUUCAUAAUAAAGCUUAUAAUUUUUGCAUA
Molecule: messenger RNA, 1075 nt
Organism: Pimephales promelas (fathead minnow)
Lineage: Eukaryota; Metazoa; Chordata; Actinopteri; Cypriniformes; Leuciscidae
Cellular component (GO): membrane
Source: RefSeq, a predicted model, not a curated record